ACCAACGACCCCUUCAAAUGUUCAAAUUCAAGAUCAACACUUCCAACACUUGAAUUAUCCGAUUCUUGCAUAUUAAGCUUUUCCCCAUUUUUCAUAAAUCUACUCUCUUCCCGUUGAAAGAUCGUUUUAUAGUUCAGAUAAACUAUAUAUUCAAGUUAUGGCUUCUCUCAAACUCAGAAUCUCACUAUUUCUGAUGCUUCUUGCCACUGCUUUGCUUUCUUCUCCAGUGCUCUCUGAUGGUACAGAUGAAGAUAAGAUUCUUCAGGGCAUAAACAGUUACAGGACAUCCUUACGACUUCCAUCGCUUGCCCAGAAUGAUAAAGCAUCCUGUCUGGCCGAUAAAAUUGCAGACAAACUAGAGGACCGACCAUGUCCUCCAACUCCCACCACAGUCCAACAACAAGAUUACCCUGAAUUACUAGAAAAAUGUGGCAUUGACAGUAACCAUACUACAGACGGUGUCGUUUUGCCUGUUUGUGUGCCUAAAUUGGUUCAAACUCUUGUUCUUACCAAUUAUACACGCACGGAUCAUGCCAAGUACUUAAAUGACUCCAGGUUUACUGGAGCAGGACUUGGGUCCGAGGAUGAUUGGAUGGUCGUGGUUUUGACCACCAACACUCCCGGAGGUAACUUCGCCGGAGCUAUGAGUUUGUUUUCUAAGGUUGGUUUUGGUCAUUGCUUGAUGUGUUUGUUGCUUGGAAUGCUUGUUUAUGUAGUAGUGUAGUAGUAAUUGAAGUGCUUCCUAUAUGAUUUGUAUGUGAUCAUGUAUUUUGUGUGAUCUCGUAGCAGAAAUGUAAUAUGGUUGUUAAUUUUAUUUUCUGGACAUUCUCUUC
Jatropha curcas is the source of this 833-nucleotide messenger RNA. Its product is annotated as putative GPI-anchored protein At3g06035. NCBI's taxonomy places the organism in Eukaryota, Viridiplantae, Streptophyta, Magnoliopsida, Malpighiales, Euphorbiaceae. The record is from RefSeq and is a predicted model, not a curated record.